AUCCCAUCCCGCUCCCCCUCAUUUCGAAAAAGCAAACCCCUCUCUCUCUCUGGGUUUUUUCAUCUCCUCUUCCAGAAGCAAGAGAUGGCGACGAACAUUGGGAUGAUGGAUUCUGCAUACUUCGUAGGAAGAUCAGAAAUCCUUGCCUGGAUCAACUCAACCCUCCAACUCAAUCUUUCUAAAGUCGAAGAGGCUGCAUCUGGUGCGAUCCAGUGCCAGCUGAUGGAUGUCGUCCACCCAGGGGUAGUGCCUAUGCAUAAGGUCAAUUUUGAAGCCAAGAGUGAGUAUGAGAUGAUCCAGAAUUACAAGGUCCUUCAGGAUGUCUUCAAUAAACUCAAGAUUACAAAGCACAUUGAAGUGAAAAUGUUAGUGAAGGGAAGACCCCUUGAUAACCUGGAGUUCAUGCAGUGGAUGAAGAGAUACUUUGACUCUGUCAAUGGUGGAGUUCUGCACAAUUAUAAUCCCCUGGAGAGGAGAAAAGCUUGCAAAGGUGGAAAAGAAGCAAGCAAGAGGACUGCAACUACACAAGCUUCAACCAAAACCUCAACGGUUGCCACCAAAACUCAAUCCUCUCACAACAGCCGAUGGAAUGAUGCAUCUGCUGUUAUCUCGACUAAUCCGACCAUCAAGACUACAAGACCUGCUUCUAAUGGAGCUGCUGCUUUUAAUGGACGCCCUGUCUAUGAUGAACAGAUCACAGAGCUGAAGCUCUCAGUGGAUACCCUUGAGAAGGAGAGGGAUUUCUACUUUUCAAAAUUGAGGGAUAUUGAAAUUUUAUGUCAGUCUCCUGAGAUUGAGCAAUUACCGAUUGUUGCUGCGAUACAGAUCAUAUUAUAUGCCACUGAUAACAAUGGAACAGCGGUGGCAGAAGCACAAGCGAUGAUAUCCCAGAGCCAGAGUCAUCCAAAGCCUUGGAAUCCUGAUCUUGAGGUAAAAGAAGAAAAGCCAAAGAUAGAAAGUCAAAAGCGGAAAAAUAUCUUCACUUCGGAGGUUGAUAGUGCAGCCAGUUUAACUUUGUCUCCAAGGCAUAGGAAAUCUGAUGCAUCUGAUGUCCAUUGCAGUGGGUCUCCACUCGUUAGUUGUUGAUAUCAAUCCUGUGUCUAUGAAUCAAGAUACUUUGAUCGUAUCAGGUUGCCAAACUAGCUUCCUCUUUCCAGUUUGUCCUUAUUUCUGUUGUGGUUAUAUAGCAGCGAAUGAUAGAUAUAAUCCCAUCGACAGCAAGAUGGGGAUAUUAAUAGCUUAUACACCCAAUUGGUUUUGAUUGUUCUCUUUCCUUACUACUAUUCAUUUCAUGAUAAGCCGAUCUCUUUCCUUCAGUUGUAUCUAUUUUAUUCCAGCACUUCAGGAUUACUAUGGGGGAGGGGUUUGAAAGUGAUUCCAUUUAAGUAUCGCUUUACAUCACUUGAGAGUUGGCUGAAUUUGUAGUAACUGGCUGCUUUGGAUAUCAUUGUUUCCAUCUGAGGAAUGACCUAUCUUAAAAUAUUUUAACUUCAAUUGAAUUUCUUUUAUCUUAA
Macadamia integrifolia is the source of this 1514-nucleotide messenger RNA. RefSeq names its product microtubule-associated protein RP/EB family member 1C-like. Gene Ontology annotation, cellular component: microtubule organizing center; spindle midzone; microtubule plus-end. The transcript is spliced from 6 exons. Gene Ontology annotation, molecular function: microtubule plus-end binding. The record is from RefSeq and is a predicted model, not a curated record. Bases 85 to 1086 code for a protein of 333 amino acids. Gene Ontology annotation, biological process: protein localization to microtubule plus-end; regulation of microtubule polymerization or depolymerization; thigmotropism. Lineage: Eukaryota; Viridiplantae; Streptophyta; Magnoliopsida; Proteales; Proteaceae.